This is a messenger RNA of Colletotrichum phormii, 1822 nucleotides long. Its product is annotated as amine oxidase. NCBI's taxonomy places the organism in Eukaryota, Fungi, Ascomycota, Sordariomycetes, Glomerellales, Glomerellaceae. Bases 190 to 1806 code for a protein of 538 amino acids. The record is from RefSeq and is a predicted model, not a curated record. The transcript has 3 exons. Gene Ontology annotation, molecular function: oxidoreductase activity.
CUCUCUUGCCCGCUGUCAUUCCAUCCAAGAUAGAGAGCUGUUACCGGCCUCCCCGAUUCUUCCUGCCGCAUCUUUAUAUGCCACUGUAGCAUUGCAACCUGCGCGCUCGCGCGACAGACGUCCAGUGGCUUUGUUCAAAGAAAAUCCACAAACCUCACAUAUCCCUACGCUCUUCCUUGUAUCUUUUGCAUGAUGUCUCGACGACCACCGUCGCUGGAAUCAAUAGGCUCUCGCGCCUCUGUGGGCUCUCCCAUUGACCCAAGGUUUAGGAAGAAGGUUGCUGUCGUCGGCAGUGGAUCCGCAGGCAUCGCGGCUCUGUGGGCACUCAACCGAAGCUACCAUGAUGUUUAUAUGUAUGAGGCUUCCUCGAGGCUAGGCGGACACACGAAUACGGUGACCUGGAAGAACGGGAAAUAUGAGACCCGUGUCGACACCGGCUUCAUUGUCCUCAAUACCGCCACAUAUCCAAACUUCAUCAACUUUUUGAAGAGGGUCAAGGUCGACACGGUGCCAACCGAGAUGACAUUUGGCGUCACUCGAGACCAUGGCUUGUUCGAAUGGGCUGGUAAAAGUCUAGAUUCCGUCUUCGCUCAAAGACAAAACAUCUUCUCGCCGCGGAUGUGGAGGAUGAUCUUCGACAUCAUCCGUUUCAAUCAAUUUGCACUGGACCUGUUGAUGGCGGAAGAUGAGAAUGAUGCUGCUGCGAUGAACGGAUACAGCAAAGGAGGCAAGAGAGAGGAAACGAUCGGCGAGUACCUCGAAAGAGAAGGCUACUCGGAUGCCUUCAGAGACGACUACCUGAUCCCUAUGACUGCCGCCGUAUGGAGCACCAGUCCGGAUAAGUGCACACUGAACUUCCCGGCCGUCACCUUGGUUCGCUUCAUGUGGAAUCAUCACCUACUUUCAACUGUUGCAACAAGACCGGAGUGGCUCACAUUGAAGAAGUGCGGCAAAUCCUAUAUCGAUGCUGUCAUGAGCGGAUUCCCGUCAAAUCACCUUUUCCUCAACACGCAAGUCACACAGGUCACCAGCGAGGAGGACGGCAGAGUUCGUGUUCACACUCACAACGGCAAGUCCGACGUCUACGACCAUGUUAUCUUGGCGACGCACGGAGAUCAGGCCUUGAGAAUUAUCGAGGGAUCAGCCACGCCCGAGGAGAAGGAGAUUCUUUCCGCAUUUCAGACGUCUGAGAACUCUGUUGUCCUCCAUUCCGACAUCUCACACAUGCCGGUAUCUGAGAAGGCAUGGUCUAGUUGGAAUUACCUAACCCUCUCAUCACCCUCUACCGGCAAGCAAAACAUUGACCAGGUUUCUUUAACCUACAACAUGAACAUCAUCCAGCACAUCCCCCGCGAGACCUUCGGAGACGUCCUCGUCACGAUGAACCCCUUGCACCAGCCGAACCCAGACACGAUCCAGGGGUCAUUUACGUAUCGUCAUCCUCUCUAUACACCUGCCGCGGUCCGCGCACAGAAGCUUCUUCCGCGCAUCCAGAACAAGAGAGGCAUCAGUUACGCAGGUGCCUGGACAAAAUACGGGUUCCACGAGGAUGGCUUCAGCAGUGGACUCCAUGCCGCACAGGACCACCUCUAUGCUAAACUUCCAUUCCAAUUUGUCGACUCUACGUACAGCCGCGGGAGGAAGCCAUCUCUGGGACUUGCCGACUUGCUGGUACGACUCGUCAUCCUUCUAAUUCAGGUGUUUGUCAUUAGAGUACUGGAGAGAGCGGCGGGUGUAGCUGGGACUUUAAUUUACGGUCGUAGAAAUGGGUGGAGGAGGUCUUUGAAGAGUGGCAAAGCUGCUUGAAUCGGCGUAAUGGUAG